AUGGCUGACGCUGCGGAUCAACCAUCCACUAGCAAUGAAGACGAUUACGGAGAAGCUACAUACGCGAUGAGUAGGCAUAGAAAAAAUAAAAUUCUCGUUUGGAAAAGUAGAGAGCACGAGGGAAGAGUUUAUGAGUUUACAUUGGCAACUCGAUUCAAAAUGGAUGGUGUUUUCUCUUGGCGGUGCUUACAAUGUUCUUUAAUCAAGGAUAAGAUGAAACGCAAUGGGGAAUCGGUAAAAGAUAAAAAGGUACCUUUGCUUCUUGUUGAUAACGAUGUAUUAAAAGAAAAUCCUGAUCGACCUAAUAAUGCAGCUCAUUUUUGUGAGGGUAGAGAUCUUGUUGAAUCUGCAGUUUUAAGAUCUAAAUUAUUGUUUUAUGAAGCUCAUGAAAAAUCGUUGAUUGAGCCCACAGAUGUGGUAAAAGAGUUUGUUGAAGAAGCUGCUAAUACAGCUCCAUUCCAACUGACUCCUGUCCAAAAAAGGUCUAUUCAAGAGUAUGUUACUGAAAACGUGGCGAAAAUAGGAAUGAAAAAAACCUUGUUGAGGCGGAGAAAAACUGUCGGGGCGAAAAAAAGUGCUAAGCCUCAUAUUGUAUAUGAAAAAUUCAUUCAAUCUUCGUUCUCAUCACCAAAGCCUAUGAAGACACGGUGUGACUCAGACAUAUCUUUCGACGAAACAGACGAACUAAUUGAUGUCGAAGAUGUAGAAGGUGAGAUUGAUAUUCUCAACAAUCUUGGCUCCAGGAAGUACUGUAAUUCCUUCAUGAAAGUAGAGCUUCAGCAGAAAUAG
Molecule: messenger RNA, 789 nt
Organism: Auanema sp. JU1783
Lineage: Eukaryota; Metazoa; Nematoda; Chromadorea; Rhabditida; Rhabditidae
Source: the annotation of a GenBank genome assembly